UAAGUUUUCAACAGUCCUCUUCUUCGACCUGCGAACCCUCUCUCUCUCUCUCUCCCAGUCUGCUUCCUGUUCCUUUGUGUUCUCCUUACUAUCUCCCAAAUGGAGCCCAAGCUCUCUCUCGUAAUCCUCACCAUCUUCCUCCUUUGCUCUGCAGCCAUCCACAAUGGUUCGCGGCCAGUGUUAGCCCUGGCUCCAUGUGAUUUUCCGGCGAUAUUCAACUUCGGGGACUCAAACUCCGACACUGGCGGCCUCUCUGCAGUGUAUGGACAGGCGGCUUGGCCUGCUGGUGAGACCUACUUCGGCCAUCCGGCAGGGCGGUAUGCCGAUGGCCGUCUCGUCGUGGACUUCAUUGCUCAAAGCUUCGGAUUGCCGUUCCUCAGCGCUUACUUGGACUCAGUGGGCACCAACUUCACUCACGGGGCAAACUUUGCCACGGCCGGCUCGACCAUUAGGCCCCAGAACACCACGAUAAGGCAGUACGGGUACAGUCCCAUCUCCCUUGAUGUUCAGUUCAACGAGCUCUACCAGUUCCGCCGCAGGUCCCAGGUCACUCGUGCCAAAGGUGGAGUAUUUCAGAAGCUCAUGCCCAAGGAAGAAGUUUUCUCGAGGGCUCUAUACACAUUUGACAUCGGGCAGAAUGACCUGACUGCUGGCUAUUUCCUCAACAUGUCCACCUCCGAAGUGAGAGCGUACAUCCCCGAUGUCCUCGGCCAGUUCAAGAACAUCAUCAAGUAUGUGUACGGGGAGGGAGGCAGGUACUUUUGGAUCCAUAACACGGGCCCGGUGGGAUGCCUCCCGUACGUAAUGGACCGAAUCCCCGUCCUGGCUUCACAGAUCGAUAGCGCCGGGUGCGCCUCGCCCUUCAAUGAGGUAGCCCAAGACUUCAACCGGGGGCUCAAGAAGGUAGUCGACCAGUUGAGGAAGGAAUUGCCCCUGGCUGCAAUCACUUACGUCGAUGUUUACUCCGUGAAGUAUUCUCUCAUCAGCCAGCCGAAGAAACACGGAUUUACAGAGCCGUUGAGAGCAUGUUGUGGUCACGGUGGAAAGUACAACUACAAUAAGAACCACGGGUGCGGGUCGAAGAUCACCAAGGGCGGGCAUGAAGUACUGAUCGGGAAGUCGUGCAAGGAUCCACAGCAUUACGUGAACUGGGACGGGGUCCACUUCACCGAGGCAGCAAACAAGCAGAUCUUCGAUCACAUAGUCAGCGGGUUGUUGUCGGACAACAAGACCCCGUUAAGAAUGGCUUGCCAUAGGGUUUGAGUCGAAUUUCGGAUGUACACUGUAUUUAAAUCUGUUCUCUCCAAAUGUGAGCGAGCAUCAUUCCCUCCUGGAUUUCCUGCUGGUUUAAUUGAAUUAUCAUCUUCUCCGCA
Messenger RNA from Punica granatum (pomegranate), 1373 nucleotides. The record is from RefSeq and is a predicted model, not a curated record. Lineage: Eukaryota; Viridiplantae; Streptophyta; Magnoliopsida; Myrtales; Lythraceae.